AUGCAACGUCCAAUUAGAAGGCCUCGGAUCAGACAGGACGAUGCGCUGAACGAAAGGGACGAAACCAACGCUCAGGAAGAAAUCGUUUUGUUUCAGGGUAACGCGAUGGAUACUUCAGUGAGUAUACUUCAGGAUUUUCCUGUCGCUCACAGCGACGAUUGCAGUGUGAACCAUGACAGUGUCGCCAUUCGUUUGCCACCGCUGGCGGACGUCGAGUUUCAGCAAAGACUCAGUGCUCAGGCCGAGUUGAUUUCUGGACUACAGCGGAGCGUUCUGGAAUUCAAGCAACGAAUAGAGAAUUUGGACUCGAACUCACAAGCUUUUCUGGCUGCCAGAUCUACUGGAGAUGCAGGAGCGCUUCUGAACGGAAUAUGUAUGUCUGAUAUCGUACGUUUGGGAAUCGAAUGGCAGCAGUGGGUUCACGAAUUCAAAGAACACAGCCUAAAAUGUCAGAGGGAGAAAGAGAGCUAUGUGUCUCAUCUGCGGAACGACCACGGGCGUUUUCUGGAACUGUGGAGGAUGGUACAGCAGUUGAGGCGCGAAUUCAGCAACGCCCGCUCGCUCACGUUUCGGAAUUUGUCCAGCUUCGGUGGCGAACUGCGCCGCGUAUCCAAAGAAACGUUCGUCGCCUGCCAUCGACUGAACAUGAAAUAUUUGCGAACAGUCGUUUCUAAGGGAAUCACAAAAAGAAGCAAGUCUAAAGUAGAGGCUGUUGACUCAGAAGUGCUGAUAUGCGCUGAUUCUUCUUCAGAAGAUUCGAAACAACAAGCCACUGCCUCGAACAACAUUUCAUCAGGACCUAGUUCAUUAGAAAGGCACCUCACUCACUUUCUGAUGCGCCUCAUCGACCUUCCGCAGAGUCCGGACGUCUAUUUCAUGAACAUGACGUAUUGCUUGUCAAUUUCGAUGCUACAGUUUGACAACGAAGGACUGGAAGUUGCGAUGGCAGAGAAGAACACGAUGCUUCAGCGGUUGUCGUCUGAAGUGGAAUCGGGAGAGCAAUUCCUUAGUGGAUGCCUCGCAUUGGCGGAGGAAAUUUUGCAACGCGAUGUUGAAACAAGAGAGGAAAACAAAUGCCCUGCAGAGCAACUCGAGGGUGAUUCUAAGUUCAAGGUGAUGCUGGCGCUGCAAAGCGCUUUAAAGAUGGCUCAAGAAAGGAAGCAAGCUUCCCAGAUUUCCGAAAGUCAACUAAAGUCGGCAAACGAUGAUGCAGCUGCGGCAAGGCAGGAACUGGACCUGACAGUAGAGAAAUAUGCGGAGUUGAAAAGAGACUUUGCAGUGCUACAAGAAAAAAUGACUGCUCUGGAGGAUGAGAAUGAAGCAAUCGUGAACGAACUGAAGAAAUGCAAGAGUGAUCAAGAAGUGGAUAACGAGCAACUGAAGCGACUGAAGACUAUGGAAGCAGAUUAUGAGCGAUUAAAAAUAAUUUCGCAGAAGAAGCAGUUUGAACUCGAGCGAGCCUUGCACGAACGAUCUACUGCUGAUGACAGAAUAAAAGUGAUAAUCGAAGAAAACAAGCACUUUCGUGAAGACCUUAGCCAAAGGUGCAGAACGUGCGAAAAUCUGACACGAGAUGUUGCCACGAUUGCUCAAGAGAAAGAGGGCUUACAGGUCGAAAUCCAAAGAUUGAAACGCGAAAUUGCAAGUGCAAACGACUCCCGGGAAUCUUUACAGCUAGAGCUGAACAACAGCGAACGUAGGUUUACGAUGCUGGUGGAAGACUUUGAAAAGUUCAGAGAAACCGAAGUUGACGGCGGCAUGGAACAUGAGGUUCAAGCCAUUGCUCGACAAAGGGACUCGCUUCUGAAACUGAUUAAUGAGCUCAAGAGCAAUAUCCAGCAGUUGACCAAGGAGAAAUCAUCAAACAAAAAGUCUCGAGAGCUACUUGAAAAGCUUCUUAGCGAAUCGCGCAACGAGAACCUGCGACAGUCAGCAACAAUUUCAUCCUUGAAUCAACAACUAGAGUCUACAGGCAAAAUUCAAGACCAGCUGGAAGUGCAGCAUCGAAAGGCGGAGGACGAACUUCGAGAGUUGCGCAAAAAGCUUAGUUGUUGCCAGCAGGCCAAUGCUGCUGGUGACGAAAGGCUCAAAUGUGUCAGUAACGAAUUGGAGCACUGUAGACUAGAUUUCAUUGCGGCAAGGGAGAAUCAGAGUGAAACGAUCAGGGAAAAAAACUCGUAUUACAAUGAACUGCUUAAAACGAAGGCAGAGACAUCAGCACUUCGACAGGAAGUUGAAAGACGAGUGAUGGAGAAGGCGGAGUUGGAAGCAACCGUACAGCGCCUGCAGCUGAGCUGCAAAGUUACUAUGGAAGAAAACGCGGUUAUCAAACAGUCUCUGGACGAAAUAAAAGACGGUAAAAGCGAGGAAAAAACAAUACGAUCAAUGCAGAUCAAAGCUUGCAUAGUUCCUCAGUAA
Molecule: messenger RNA, 2418 nt
Organism: Soboliphyme baturini
Lineage: Eukaryota; Metazoa; Nematoda; Enoplea; Dioctophymatida; Soboliphymatidae
Source: the annotation of a GenBank genome assembly